Verruconis gallopava is the source of this 912-nucleotide messenger RNA. RefSeq lists its product as uncharacterized. The record is from RefSeq and is a predicted model, not a curated record. The transcript is spliced from 2 exons. Bases 1 to 912 code for a protein of 303 amino acids. Lineage: Eukaryota; Fungi; Ascomycota; Dothideomycetes; Venturiales; Sympoventuriaceae.
AUGCUUAGGAGAAUACCUGCUAAGGAUCUGCUCAACAGCGUUUCAGACCUCGGAUGGGUGCUCUUUCAGCUAGUCUUUGACGAAUUGACCGUUAGAACAAGUAACUUGGGCUGUGGCGUUUCCGUACAUCUUGGGCAGGACAGAUUGGGCUAUGAAACUAAGCCUUCUGAAGAAAGGAUCCAAGUCCUGAUGAGCGCAACAGCCGACGAGUUUAGAGGCUUUGCCCUGAUGGCCAACUGGGAUUACACCACAUUCCUCUCUCACUUUAUCUCGAGUUAUCCCUCGGAAGCGGCGGCUGAGGAGGUUUUCAAGCAUACAUUUAUAUCUGAUGCCACGAUGAUGCACAAGAUAUAUCGUACAAGAGAAUUCUUCAAGGCUCACCGUGGGAAACAAGCUCUGCUCCGUAGUCAGGACGCCAAGCGCGCAGGAAUUCAGUACUACCAUUUCGAAGUUGGCAAUCCCUUCUCAGGCUCUAUGAAAGGAAUUGCUCACCACGGAGUUGACAUGGUCUAUGCAUUCGGCACUUUUCACGACGCGCUGAAAAGGGCUGAUCAAGGAAUUUCGGAAGGUUACGUUAAGCCCGACCAAGCUCAUGCAGAAGCUGGUGCUGGUGAACCUUCAAUGAUCAUCGGAGAUGCCGGCUAUCUGAAGUCCAACAUCGAUCUCAGCUAUGAGUUACAAGAUAAGUUAAUCGAAUUUGUAGCUGAGGAUUGCCAAGAGACCGACAAGCGCGCAUAUGUCGAUGACAUCGAGAUUUUCUGUAACGAUCGAUCGAUUCGCACAGAAAAUUGGUCGACUUGUGAGAAGUGGAUAUCCAAGAGGAAAAAACUUGAAAUUUUAGACAGAGAUUAUGAUUCUAUGAGAACUGCCACACGGAAACUAGUGGGGAGCGUUAUCGGCAUGGAAUUAUAG